AUGAAAGUUUCCACCGGUAGCUGGCAGAUCACCGGUCUGCUUGUUACAUUUACCUUGGCAUUGCAGGUUCAUGCGAGACUACGUAUGCAGCCUAUCGGAAUCGACCUUGGGCCAGAAUUAGUCACGGCUGCGUAUGCCUAUGAUACCAAUAAUGUCACUAUUAUAUCGACCGUCCGUCCCGAAUUAGAUGACUCUUAUCGGGAAACCAUGCUCCGUUUGCGGCUGCUACAUUCGCAGGAACAUCCGUCACCGUUCGCAAAGAAGAAGAGGCAGCUUGCAACUUCUGGCACUCUCAAGGCGGCCAAGAGCGCCGUGCAAUCUGUUGUGUCUGUCGUUGAACCCUAUCUACCAUAUCUACACGACGUGGGCCUCCCGCCCUGGCUCGGUGGUGCUUUGUCAAUUGCAUUCAACACCGUUUCGGCAGCGCUCGGGGCCGCUGACGGUCACCUAGUCGGCCCUAUACCACCGGAGGACAUCAAAAACGAAUUCGUCAAAGUGCUCCGGGAGGUCAGAGACCACGCACGGACAGAGCACAACAUAAGGAUUCGAUCCGCUACCUUCACCGGCCCCGGUUUCUUCAAUUCGACGCUCAACGACCUGAUUGUCGAAGCAGCCGAGGAACUUGGCAUCUGGACCAGCCCUAUCGUUCUCCCGAGAUCUAUUGCUGUGACUUACGCGAAUGACGACGACCACAGGGGCGGAAAAGGACUUCGAUACUUGAUUAUCGACCAGGGAGAAUACCACUGUGACUUGCGGACUGUCUAUACCGGAAAAAAAGACGAUGAAAAUGCGAUCAAGGGGGUUCUUUUGCCGCUGGAGCCUUUUGCCAGCGCGAAUAUCAACAGACGGCUAGCGCAAAGGUUAAUUGACGAGUCAAAGGAAAUGCAGACCCAGAUUGCAUGGGGAGCCUCGAAGGGUGAUCUCUGGCAACCCAUUAAGAAAGCGAGGUUUUUGAUCCGAGAUGACAUCUACGCCGAGGUAAUGGGAGAGGAGAAACCCGAAGAGGAGCAUCAUGAUGAGUAUCCUCUGGACUUGAUGGGUUGGGGAGACGGGAGUGUCCAGGCUGUGUUGAAGUGGAAAGAUAUUCAGGAAGAGGAAGAAACGUUUGUGGACUCGCUGUCAGCAAACAUCAUGAGUGUGAUGGUUGCCCUGAGAGGAUGGCGAAACAAGGAAAGUUCGGAAACACUCGACGAGAGUCAGACGCCAGAGGAGGUCGAUCGAGUCAUCAUCUUAACGUCGCAUUAUGAUGGACGGUUGAUUAAGAGAGCUGUUCAGUCAGUGUUUGGGGAGUCAGUUGAAGUUGUCGGGGGCACUAUUCGUGGAUUUCAGCUGGCUGCAACAGGUGCCUCACAGGUAGCCCUGAUGACACAUAACGCAUGGGAGAAACCGGGAUCGUGCAAGAAACAUGAUGAGCUCUAG
Aspergillus affinis is the source of this 1419-nucleotide messenger RNA. RefSeq lists its product as uncharacterized. The transcript has 3 exons. The record is from RefSeq and is a predicted model, not a curated record. Lineage: Eukaryota; Fungi; Ascomycota; Eurotiomycetes; Eurotiales; Aspergillaceae. Bases 1 to 1419 code for a protein of 472 amino acids.